Molecule: messenger RNA, 1258 nt
Organism: Corylus avellana
Lineage: Eukaryota; Viridiplantae; Streptophyta; Magnoliopsida; Fagales; Betulaceae
Product: coiled-coil protein
Source: RefSeq, a predicted model, not a curated record
UAAACCGCACGGCCCCAAAACGCACCGACUCGCACAUUGAGACUUUUACCAGCAAGAGAGAGAGAGGGAGAGCAAAAAUGGGGAGCAGAGAAGGUAUGGAGAGCAUAGCAGAGAGGCUAUCGAGGGAGGAGAACCUGUACUUCCCUAAGGCGCUUCAAGCCGACACCAAAGACUCCUCUCAACGCAAGGCCAUCCUUCUUGACCUCCUUUCCCGAGACAUCGCGCUCUUCUUAGAAAGAUAUGGGUCACAACUAACAUAUGAUGAGCUUCGGGAGUUCGACGCACUUAAAGACGAUUAUGAGAUCAAUUGGCACUUGAAGCACCUCAGAAGCAUAAUGAGUCCAACAUUGGAUGAGUUGAAGUCAAGGUCGGUGACUGUGAAGAACCGGAGACGUGCCUACUUGAAUAAACUGAUACAUGAUGGGCAUUAUUUCUCAGAGGAUGCAAUGAGGGAAAGAGAUCCUUAUUUACAUCACGAAUAUGUAGGUAAAUAUCAGGAUCCAAUUGGUAGAAGCAUGGCAAGGCCAGGGGAGCGGUGGUCAGAGACAUUGAUGCGGAGAUCAGAGGAAGCAUUUUUGGUUGCAAAGAUUAGAAGGGAGCAACAGAGGUUAGGUGUGGAUGAGAGGGACUGGAUUGGUAAUGAUAGAAAUCCAGGAGAAGAGCAACAAGAAGAAGAGGAGGAGGAGGAGGAAGAAGAAGAAGAAGAAGAAGAGGAAAAAGAAGAAGAAGAGGAGAAGGAAGAGGAGGAUGAAGAAGAAGCUAAGAAGGCUAAUGGGGCUACACAUUCUACAGAGAUGGCUUUGGAUCAUCAUGAUGCAACCAACGGUGUCCACUCCACUACAGCAAGAGGCAGUGAAGAUGCAACUUUGUCUGCGGUGGAGAUGCAAGAUCAGAUGGACCAAUUCACCCACAUCAUGCAGCAGAAAUUUCUUUUGGGGGAAGAUUAUGAGCAUUUAGAUUAUUCUAAAAUUGACAAUGACCAGACCUUGGAUGAUCACUGGCAGAGGGAAGCCAACCAUGAUGCUGAGGAAAAGUAUUUUGCUGAAGAUUGAGGAGAGUGGAAGCUGCUUUCACUUUGACUUGUCUAUUAUAAUCUUUGUUUGCUAGUAACUAGCUUCUACUUAUAUAUGUAAUCUAGUGUCUCUCUUUUGUGUAAUGAAAUGGGACCAGCAGCUUGUUUUAGUUGCUUGCUGUGUUCUGCUAUUAGACUUUCACUAAGCCCUUAAAAUCUCAAGAAUGGGAGUGACGGUUACCGUUA